AGCGUCCUUCAGCUCCAUUACACCAUCUAUCAUUGUUUAUCUCUAUCACAAGGUAUUUUCGCCCAGAUUUCAGAGCAAUAGUAGAAAUCUGGUGGCCGCUUGACCUGAAAUAUUGGAUUAAUGAGAGUGGAAAGGAGAUGGACUCAUCACUCACACACACACCACUUCCAAUGACACCAACGCAAGGGAUGACUUCAACAUCACCGGGUUCUCGACCAGGUGAACAUAUUAGCGACUCUGGCGCAGACAAUCCACCAUCUCCGACCCCAUCUUCCGGCACUCCUAACUCACGCAAAGUUUCAGCCAAACGAGCAGAACAAAAUCGAGCAGCACAGCGCGCCUUUCGGGAGCGCAAGCAACGGUAUAUCAAAGAGCUGGAGGUAAAAGCUGCCCUUCUAGAUGCUCGAAAUGGCCAACUUCAAGAUUCCGAGAAUCGACACCGAGAACUUCGUAACAUGGUGGAAAGACUUACGCGAGAGCGGGAUGUGCGGAUCAAGGAGCGGGAGCUCUGGUGGAGAGAGAGAGAGGAAGUGUUUAGGAUAGUGGAUGCGCUGCGACGAGAUCUUGAACAGCUUCACGGGGAAAAUGAACGACUGAAGGAGGUCGUUUUUGGAUUAUGGCAGGAAUCGCGUGAGACAAGUGCAAGUGGAAACGAAGAGACUGAAGGAUGUAACGGUGACGACGACGGUGCUGAUGUUGAACCAGGGGACAGAGAGAAGGCAAUUGCUUUGUCGCAAUACGAUAGACAUGCUGACAAAGAAAAGGUGCUCUCUAUUGACAAUUCUGGAAAAGCUGAUGCUGAAGGUUCAGCGACGAGCAAUACGUCUCUCGGAAGCGUUGCGUUUGCUACAUUAAUCGAGCGUGGCACUAGUGGGAGUAGUGGUGCCACGACAGGAAACAGCUUGUCGGAUGCUCUUUUGGUGGAUCUAAAAAAUCGAAUCAGCUACUGGGACGCAGAGCGAGAGGCCCUAUACCGAACUUCCGCGUUCCCACCAAUGCCCGUGGCUCCUAAUGCAUCGCUGAGCAUGGGAAUGACAACACCACCUUAUGGCGCACCUAAGACGACAGGAGAUGGCCGUCCGCCAUCUGGGCUUGCAGUCCCCGCUCAUGCAUCCGGGUCGGCCUCUCAGCCUAGCAGCGCAGGGGGGGAGCGAGGUGGAACGUCCAAUGGAGUUGCAGUGUCGUCGACGGUCGCAACGAGUAUUCCUAACACCCCAAUGGCAGUGCUAACAACGCCAUCACCAUCCGUUAGUGCGCCCUCAGCCGCAGUUGCCGCAGCUCCAAAUUUCAUGGAUACUCUGUUCUCGACAAUUCUGUCGGCAUCAGGACCAUUUAACGGUAUGUCGGGGGUUCCUAAUAUAGGUGGAGUAGGGGGACCAUUCGUUCCACUUUCGGUUGGAAUGGGACCUUUAACUGCGACACCAGCAGCUCUCUCCGCUGCCUUGGCGACAACAGGGAAAUUAGCUCCAGUUACAGGUUCACCAGCUGCGUUGCCGGCGACGCCUUUAGCUGGUAUUAAUGGAAGCAACUACUUCGGAAAGGCGGGAUCCUCGCCGUCGCAGCUUCAACCGGGGGCCGAGCCGCAAACGUAAUGAUAGUAUACUUUGUAUCUGGUAGUAUAGUAGAGAUUAGGCGCAGGCGGAGAUGUCACUAGUUCUCUGAUUGAAUCCAUGUUUCCAACCGGAUUCACGAACAUUAAUUAUAGCCCCACGUGACGACGCUUGCCAGACCUCCACCCAAUCUCAG
Messenger RNA from Spizellomyces punctatus DAOM BR117, 1746 nucleotides. RefSeq lists its product as uncharacterized. Bases 138 to 1592 code for a protein of 484 amino acids. Gene Ontology annotation, cellular component: RNA polymerase II transcription regulator complex. The transcript is spliced from 2 exons. Gene Ontology annotation, molecular function: DNA-binding transcription activator activity, RNA polymerase II-specific; transcription cis-regulatory region binding. The record is from RefSeq and is a predicted model, not a curated record. Lineage: Eukaryota; Fungi; Chytridiomycota; Chytridiomycetes; Spizellomycetales; Spizellomycetaceae.